CUCACACGUCUAGGAAUGCGGAGAUUUUCCACUUUUCAAUCAGCGCGCCGUUUCCACCCUAGUUGUUUGUGCAUCGCGAGAAAAGACACGGAAAAACGAGCUCGUAUCUAGUGCCUUUCGCCAACAUCCAGUAAAUGUCUGGACGUGCCGUGAAUUUUCAACAUGAAAGCUGAUGAGAAAUGGUUGAUCGCUGUUUUCGCUGUUUUUGUUCUGUUCCAAGACUGCCUUAGCUUGAAAGAAGUUAGGAUCCAAGUUCCUACUGCCGUUUUAUUGGGACAUCAAGCUGUGCUCAAAUGUUUUUUCGAUUCAGAAGGUGACAAACUAUAUUCUGUCAAGUGGUACCAUAAUGCAGCAGAAUUCUUUAGGUACAACCCCAGUAUAAAGAACCCCAUCAGGCAAUUCAAAUUGAAAGGUUUCUACGUCGACGAAACAGAGUCUGAUGCUACCCAAGUAGUGCUGAAACACGUGACCAAAGCGAUGAGCGGAAAAUUCAGUUGCGAAGUGACAGCUGACCAACCUAGUUUUUUCACGGACAUGAAGACUGCUCAGUUGGAGGUGAUCGACCCUCCCAAAUCAGACCCUUUCAUAUCUGGCGCCAAAGCUAGAUACAAAGUGGGCGAAUAUCUGAAAGCCAUUUGCACUGUAGACAAAUCGGACCCAGCGGUAAAUUUGACGUGGCACGUCAAUGGAAGAAUUAUGGACGUCCCGCAGGUUCAUAGAUAUAAAAAAGUUAUCGAAGGCGAUUACACUAGUUCGUAUUCUACACUCCGCUUCAAGAUAACCGAACCCCUAUUCGAUAGCGGCAAGCUCAAGAUCAGAUGCUCAGCAGACCUGUUCGGCGUGUGGCACAGGAGCUCAGAAAAAACCAUCGAGCUGAAGCUCGACGAUCGAGAGGAUUCGAAUACUGCGCCUGCGUGGUUGGCAAGCACCACCAGUACGGAAUACUCGCACGAAAUUUAUUGGAUGCAAGUCGCGAGAAAUGCCCCAGAAUCGACACUGAUAUUUGAAGACAGUGGUAAUGAUGCCAACAAUAGGGCAACAACAUUUCCGUUCAAUGAAGCAAUGAUAGCAACAGCCCUAACAAUCUGUUUACAUUGCAGGUGAUCUUUUUUUAAACGAAUUUAUGUAUAGAUAAUAAUAAAUGUUACAAAUACAGACUUCCAUGGUUCCAUUGUGAUAAUGUAAUUUAAAUUUAUUGUAUUCCGAUGUGUCUAAACGAAAAAUGGGUUGCUUAGGCAUUGACAAUAUGAGUUUAUUUAAAAAAAUAUAUUGUGAGAUUUCUAUAUAUUGAGUAAACGUGAAAAUAAAUACCGCUAUUUCGC
Messenger RNA from Phaedon cochleariae (mustard beetle), 1322 nucleotides. The record is from the annotation of a GenBank genome assembly. Lineage: Eukaryota; Metazoa; Arthropoda; Insecta; Coleoptera; Chrysomelidae.